This is a messenger RNA of Durusdinium trenchii, 945 nucleotides long. The record is from the annotation of a GenBank genome assembly. NCBI's taxonomy places the organism in Eukaryota, Dinophyceae, Suessiales, Symbiodiniaceae.
AUGGCAUGUCACGGAGACGAUAUCAUUGCAGAAGGAACAGCUGCAGACCUUGAUAGGCUAGAUGAGAUCAUGAAAAGGCGCUUUGAAGUCAAGGUACUUCCUCGGAUUGACGAUCCCAGCUAUGGAGGGGCCGUGGCCGAAGGCAAGCGUUUGAACAGGAUCAUCCAAUGGUCUGAUAAAGGCUUCUCCUGGCAGGCUGAUCCCAAACAUGCAGUUGAGCUUGUGAGAGAGCUCGGCUUGGAAGGCAGCAAAGGUGUCGAAACACCUGCAAGCAAGGACGCUGGCAGGAAUGAACGGCACGCUGAUGAUCCCUUGUCCUCAUCAGAUGCAAGAGAGGCGGAGUAUUACGCGUUGACUCGUGGAAGCUCAGCUGGACUCGUGGUGAAGAGAGCGCUGCAAGAAGUGCAGCGAGGCACUGCGCAGACAUGUCUCACUGACUCUACAGCAUGCAAAGGAAUCGCGCACAGGCGCGGUGUUGGAAAGGUGAAACACCUUUCGUUGAAAGAGCUUUGGCUCCAAGAUGCUGUGGAGAAAGGUGAGCUGAAAGUGAAGAAGGAAAAGACUUCCGAGAACUGGGCUGACUUGGGCACAAAGAUCUUGGAUGCACCCCGAGUGGCAGAGCUAAUGAGCAAGAUGCCCCUGUUCAGAAGGGGCUUAGUGGGGGUCGCGGCGAUUUCGUCGCAGACAGAGAAGAUCGAGAUGGAAGAAGGCUUCUUUGCGGUCGAUCCGCCAUCCCACGCUGCGGGCCGGUUAGAAAAGAUCUCGGAGGAGUCCGAGGUUGUUGAGUUUCGGAAGUUCCAGGGUUGUCAACCAAAUCGCUCGAGCAUCGAUCGGACCUGGAUCAGGUGCGCUGUGAAGAUGGCACACCAGGAUGGGAUUGGGCUGGAGUGGAGUUUGGAUCAGAUUGGGUGCUUUCUCCAGCAACAGCUAGACGUGGUGGCGUGA